Messenger RNA from Medicago truncatula (barrel medic), 1588 nucleotides. RefSeq lists its product as uncharacterized. The record is from RefSeq and is a predicted model, not a curated record. NCBI's taxonomy places the organism in Eukaryota, Viridiplantae, Streptophyta, Magnoliopsida, Fabales, Fabaceae. Bases 236 to 1234 code for a protein of 332 amino acids. The transcript is spliced from 3 exons.
CGCAUAAAUCAACAUCAACAGUUUCCAUUCAGAGCUUGACCUCGAAGCUAACACCAAUGACCAAACCAAAUCUCUUCUCUCACUUUAACACGGUCGGUGGUUUGCUAUAAUCCAAAUUACUCUGUCGUUUUCAAUUCGUUUUAGUUUUAGACUUUUAUAUCAACUACUAUCUUAAUUAAUCCAUUCCCUCACUGAUCUCCAAUCACAACCAAAACAACUUCACCACAACACUCUAAUGGGAAACUGUUUUGUUAAGUCGGAGAAAUUAACGGCUGAGAUUAUACCUCGCGACGUAGCUAAAGUCUAUCCAACCGUCCGUUUAUACGGUUCACCAAAAAGCAUUCUCACUACUUACAUUCGUUUCGCUCUUCUUCACAAAUCCGUUUCAUUGGAUUUCGUUCCCUCAUCCGAAACUCUACGAGAUCAUUUCGGAUCCGACCCGGAUGGACACGUCACUCUUCAAGUUGGAUCCGAAAGUGUUACGGGUUCGCGGGAGAAGGUGUUGCGGUUUAUGGAGGCGCGGUUUCCGAAUUUGGUGACGGCGGCCGGCGGUGGUGGUGUGGAAGAGGGAAAAUUGCCGGUGAUGGUUACGCUGACGAGGUUGCAGCAUAAGAGUAUGUUGUGGCAUGUGGAGAGGGUUUUGAGGUGGGCGGAAGAUCUUGUGAAACGUGGAGGGAAAAAGGCCGUUGAUCCUUCUGUGGGGAGUCCGAAGAUGGAGAUAAGGAAAUUCGCGAGAAGCUAUUCGGAGUUGUUGGAAGUUAUGAUGGAACAUGCUCGGAUGGAAGAGACUCUUCUCUUCCCUUUCUUUGAUCGUGCUGAUCGAGGGCUCUCUAAAGCUGCAAAAGAGGAACAUGCCAGGGACCUACCUCUCAUGAAUGGCAUCAAAGAAAUCAUCAAAUCUGUUGGUGUUUUGGACUCGGGAAGCCCUGAUUUUCAAGAGGCUUUGUACAACCUUUCUGCUCGCCUCAAGUUAUUGCUGGGGCAGUGCAAACAACAUUUCAAGGAAGAGGAAGUGGAUUUACUUCCACUAAUGGAGGCAUUGGAGUUAAGCAAAGAUCAAGAAGAGACUGCACUAGAUCAAUGUUUUGAUCUGAUGCAUGGAACACACGGCCGUUUAUUAAAGUUUUUUCUUGAAGGGCUUCAACCUCGUGAUUCUAUGAAGUACUUGGACUUGAUUAGCAUGUGUAGUAACCAAGAUAAAAUGGAAUCGAUGCUUCAAAUGAUAGUCAUGUGAAAGGUCUUGUUAGCAGGUUUUAAUCAUCACAUACACAUGGAUGGGCUGUGAACUUAGGUUGUCAAUAGAUGUAACUUUGUUUUUGUUUUAGUCUAAUUUAAUUAUUUUGGUGGAAGCACCCAGCACAUGAUAUGGGACAUUCUUGUUGAACAUGUUAGCCUGGCCUUUUGAUUAGGGGAACAAAAAAGUAGGGAUAUCAUUUGGAAAAGUAGGGCAUUUUCUUUUUUCCUUUUCCCCUUUACCUCGUGAUAGUUUGGAUAAGGUUGUCAUGAAUAUAUUCCUCUGUAAUGUAAUGUACAUCCAAGUAUAUGGACCCAGAUUUAUUCAAAAGUACAUGAGUUUACUGGUUUGUUA